AUGGCUCCAACCCUCGUUUCAUCACCGCCCACUCUCCGCAUCAACCCCGAACCUCUCACGCCGCAAUCGUUCGCCCCCUUCGGCACCGUCAUCACAACCCCAUUCCCACGAGACCUACUCGGCGCCCCUAACAAUCUCCCAUCUCUCAAACUCCCUCACCGCGUCCCCGCUACACCCGUCUAUGCAAACCAAGGCUCAGCCGUGAAAAUCAGUCCCAUCGCCCCACUAGCCAACGGCUACGAGAAUGUCUGCCCAAGCGGUAAAGCAGCACAAGCUCGGCUGAGUAUGUUCGCCUGCUUUCCUCGGAAAUUAAGAAGGGAGAGACAGAGUGCUCAUCGACUUGUUGAGCAUUCAUUGAAGCACAUCAACAUCAAUGAACAGCAAGAUGAGGACAAUGAUUUUGAGGGGCCUGUAUUCGACGUUCGAAUUCUGGAAAGACAUCCAUAUACCACUCAGACUUUUAUCCCACUCGAUUUAUCGAGCCAGAGACGUGUUUUGCGGGAUCGGGUACCAGAUAAGAAGAGUCAUGACUGGAAGGGAUACGGAGAAGGAGAUGUCAGUAUAACACUAGACGGAUCAGCGGAACAAGACGAAGAACAGGAAGAGCCCAUGUUCUUAGUCAUUGUUGCGCCGACAUUGAAGGGCCAGUCUGCUGCUGCUACUACAUUGUCUUCCUCUGAUUCUACGAAUUCUUCUUCAUCAUCGAUUGCGACGCUCUCCGAUCCCGUGAAUGAGGGUAGCGCGGACUCAAAUCGCGUAUUGAUUCGUGACCCACCCGACCUCGAAAAUCUAAGAGCCUUUAUUGCCCGUGGUGGUCAGGCAGUUACCUAUGGACCAGUUUUGGGUCCACGCCGGAUAGAUUUUGUGGUUGUUCAGUAUGUUAAUGGUGUUGAUGACGAGGAUUGCCAGGAGGCCGCUUUCAAAGAUGGGAUUGUGGUUGACGUUAAAUCUUUGACGGAGGAGGAGGAUGAGCUUUGGAAUGAUUUGAAAAAGUUGUCUAAAUUGUGA
This is a messenger RNA of Talaromyces stipitatus ATCC 10500, 1008 nucleotides long. RefSeq names its product ureidoglycolate hydrolase, putative. Bases 1 to 1008 code for a protein of 335 amino acids. Gene Ontology annotation, molecular function: ureidoglycolate lyase activity; ureidoglycolate hydrolase activity. Lineage: Eukaryota; Fungi; Ascomycota; Eurotiomycetes; Eurotiales; Trichocomaceae. The record is from RefSeq and is a predicted model, not a curated record. Gene Ontology annotation, biological process: allantoin catabolic process. The transcript has 2 exons.